AUGGCUGUCGAGACCAACGAUAACAUCCAAAAAUGGCCGCGAAACGCCGGUGGAUUCGUAACCGAUAAAGACGACGUCAGCAGAACAAAGCAUCCAUCGAUAGACACCAACGAUAAUAGCAUCCAGCGCUCGCCGAGAAGCUCCGGUGGAUUCGUAAGCGACAAAGACGUACAGAGACCAAAGUUUGUAUCUUUCGACACAAUCGAUACAGCUUCGAGCCGAUUCUCCGUCGAAUCUCAGAGACCGAAGCAGCCACCACCUCCAGGGACUUACCUUGUCCAGCUCCGCAAAGAAGAGGUCUUCCGCGUCCCUCCGCCGGAGAAUGCUCGCCGUUACGAGUACCUCUCUCGCCGGAAACACAAUCGAUCCACUUUCCGCCGAUGUUUCUGGAGUUUCCUCGCUACAUUACUCGUCCUUUUAAUCCUCGCAGCCCUCGUCGUCGGGAUCCUCUUCCUCAUUUACCGGCCGCAUAAGCCACUGUUCUCCGUGAGCGGAGUCUCCAUUGCCGGAAUCAACCUCACGUCACCGUCGUCUCCGAUCUCUCCGGUGAUCAAAGUCAAGGUACGAGCUAAGAACGUUAACGCGAGACUCGGUUUAAUCUACGGGAAAGGAGGUGCGAUUGAGCUUUACUACGACGGAAUCAAGCUCGGCGAUGGCGAGUUUACGGCGUUUGAACAGCCGGCGGAAAAUGUGACGGUGACGGUGACGAAGCUAUGGGGAUUGAGAAUUCAGUUAGCGAGCUCGUCGCGCAAAGAGCUGAUGGGAUUGGAGAAGAAAGGAAAAGUGCCGUUUGAUCUGAGGAUUAAAGCGCCGGUUAAGUUUAAGGUUGGCGCCGUUACCACGUGGACCAUGACCGUCACGGUGGACUGCAAAUUAACACUGGAUAAACUAACGGUAUCAUCAACUGUGAUAACGGAAAACUGCGUGACGGAAGAAUUAAGCCUGUUGUGA
Messenger RNA from Eutrema salsugineum, 951 nucleotides. RefSeq names its product NDR1/HIN1-like protein 13. The transcript has a single exon. The record is from RefSeq and is a predicted model, not a curated record. Gene Ontology annotation, cellular component: plasma membrane. Lineage: Eukaryota; Viridiplantae; Streptophyta; Magnoliopsida; Brassicales; Brassicaceae. Bases 1 to 951 code for a protein of 316 amino acids.